This is a messenger RNA of Budorcas taxicolor (takin), 2099 nucleotides long. It is a transcript of the gene ANGEL2, whose product is annotated as angel homolog 2. NCBI's taxonomy places the organism in Eukaryota, Metazoa, Chordata, Mammalia, Artiodactyla, Bovidae. The record is from RefSeq and is a predicted model, not a curated record. Gene Ontology annotation, molecular function: mRNA 3'-UTR binding; 3'-5'-RNA exonuclease activity. Gene Ontology annotation, biological process: 3'-UTR-mediated mRNA stabilization.
UUGGCCGCGGGCAAGAUCGAGCUUCCCGGCAUGCUUUGCAGUCGGGCCGCGAGGCCCCGCGUCUAGUGAUGGGGAGCCCCUGGUGCUUGACGCCGCCAAAUCGGCCGUAGAGGUGGACGUCGUGACCGGGAGCCGCGGAGUGGAAAGAUGGAAGCGUGGCGCUGUGUGAGGAGGGGCUACGGCCGCUGUGUGGUGGGGAGAGGCCGGUCAGUAGGGCUGGGUGGCGGGAGGGAAAAGGGAGGGGCGGGCGGCCCGGGGGCGGGAGCGGGCGGCCGGGGGGAACCGGGGCGGGGCGGGCUGGGGUGUCGGGGUGGAAGCGGAAGAGGGUCCGGGCCGCGAUGCCGCCGGGACAGACCUCUGGAGACCCUGAGGGAUAGAUACCCCAUGUUACCCCACCACCAGAAGAGUCUGGGCAGAGACUGGACUACACCGUGGGAGAAUCUGCAAAAGUGUUGCUGGAACAGACAUAUUUCUAGUUGUAUGAGGUGGCCUGGACAUUAUUCUCGCGCUCCUUACCCAUACUUCAGUAGUAGGCAUUUCUCACUAAAUUGGAGACCACCUUGUUUGUUUGAGUCUAGAGCUCCGUUUCAGUACUGGAACUGGAGGCCUGACAGCCUGAGCCAGACUUCUUUGAUUCAUCUCUCUAGUUACAUCAUGAACUCUGAGGGAGAUGAGCCUUCAUCAAAACGAAGAAAACACCAAGGCACAAUACAGCGGCAUUGGGAAUAUAUAUGUAACCAUAAUAAAGAAAACACGAAGAUCCUAGGAGACGAAAAUGUUGAUCCCAUAUGUGAAGACAGUGAGAACAAGUUUGACUUUUCAGUGAUGUCCUAUAAUAUACUUUCACAAGAUUUACUGGAAGACAAUUCACACCUUUAUAAACACUGCCGGCGGCCGGUAUUACACUGGAGUUUUAGGUUUCCCAAUAUUCUGAAAGAAAUUAAACACUUUGAUGCAGAUGUACUUUGUUUGCAAGAAGUUCAAGAAGAUCAUUAUGGAACUGAGAUCAGGCCAAGUUUGGAAUCAUUGGGUUAUCACUGUGAAUACAAGAUGCGGACAGGAAGGAAACCUGAUGGCUGUGCCAUUUGCUUCAAACAUUCCAAAUUUUCACUCUUAUCAGUGAACCCAGUGGAAUUCUACCGCCGUGAUGUUCCUCUAUUGGACAGAGACAAUGUUGGAUUAGUGUUGCUCUUGCAACCCAAGAUUCCAAGUGCUGCCUCCCCUGCCAUCUGUGUAGCUAACACACAUCUGUUGUAUAAUCCAAGGCGAGGUGACAUUAAACUGACCCAAUUGGCAAUGCUUCUGGCAGAGAUUUCCAGUGUUGCCCAUCAGAAAGACGGCAGCUUCUGCCCCAUUGUUAUGUGUGGGGACUUCAAUUCUGUUCCUGGUUCUCCACUCUAUAGUUUUAUUAAGGAAGGAAAAUUGAAUUAUGAAGGACUCGCCAUAGGAAAGGUAUCUGGCCAGGAACAGUCUUCACGGGGACAAAGAAUUUUAUCUAUUCCAAUUUGGCCCCCAAACCUAGGUAUCUCACAGAACUGUGUGUAUGAGGUACAGCAGGUACCAAAAGUAGAAAAGCCAGAUGGUGAUCUGACGCAAACAGAGCUGGACAAAGCAGAGGUCCUGGAAGCAGCUGAAAAGUUAUCUUCAAAUUUACAGCACCAUUUCAGCUUGUCAUCUGUUUAUUCACAUUAUUUUCCUGACACUGGAAUCCCAGAAGUGACCACCUGUCAUUCCCGAAGUGCCAUAACUGUGGAUUAUAUUUUCUAUUCUGCUGAAAAGGAAGGUGUUGCUGAGCAGCCAGGAGCUGAAGUUGCUUUGGUUGGUGGCUUGAAACUUCUAGCCAGACUGUCACUUCUUACAGAACAAGACUUAUGGACUGUUAAUGGACUUCCAAAUGAAAAUAACUCUUCAGAUCAUUUGCCUUUAUUGGCUAAAUUCAGACUUGAACUCUGACUCUUGAUUACAUAUAUACUUGGCUUUCCUGUUUCCCCCCCCCCCCCCCGCAAAGAAUGUAAAGUUGUUCUUAAGAGUUUGCAUGUUUAUUUAUUUUUACGCUAUGAAAUUUCUGAAGAGGUUUAUGUUUAAUGUUUGAAACAGGU